Molecule: messenger RNA, 1167 nt
Organism: Fusarium poae
Lineage: Eukaryota; Fungi; Ascomycota; Sordariomycetes; Hypocreales; Nectriaceae
Exons: 3
Coding region: 1-1167 (388 amino acids)
Biological process (GO): coenzyme A biosynthetic process
Cellular component (GO): cytosol; nucleus
Molecular function (GO): ATP binding; pantothenate kinase activity
Source: RefSeq, a predicted model, not a curated record
AUGGCUGCCCCAGUUCAAAAAAAUGCCCAAAACAACGGCCCCAUCGACCACAACGACCUCAAUGAGUGGAAGGGUCGUUUCAACGAUGUCCUUGCUCGUCCCAGCGAACAUGUCAACUCCAAGUCUCCCGAGACAUCUCAACCUUGGCAAAACAGCUUCUUUGGCUGUUUCAGCCCUAUCAGUCUCUGUGCCAUCACAUGCUGUGUUCCCUGCGUGACCUUUGGCAAGACACAUCAUCGUCUUCAAAAGAACAGCAACCUCCAAGGUUACGAGCCAGUAAACACUUCUUGUCUUAUGUUCUGGGCUUCCACCUGCGUUGGUCUACACUGGAUCCCUCUGGCCCUUCAACGCGCCAACCUUCGUGAGAAGCACAACCUUCAAGGCAGUUGUCUUGUUGAUCUUGCUACUGCGUGUUGCUGUGGAUGCUGUGACUUGAUUCAGCAAGAUAAGGAAGCUGAGUAUCGUGAGGCUCAGAGCGUUGCUACCGGAGAAGGAUACAAGGCUAAUGAGGGCCAGAGCUGCGAUAUCUACACUUUCGUAGAUGAAACAAUCGUUCCUUCAACACCGCCAAAAGCUCACCCAUAUCUACUUGUCAACAUUGGUUCAGGAGUAUCCUUCUUUCAGGUUACAGAAAACAACCAGUGCCAACGUAUCUCGGGCUCUUCAUUUGGUGGUUCAGCACUAUGCGGUCUGCUUCUCUUGCUCACCAGAGCGCGUACCUAUGAAGACAUGCUUGAGCAAGCAGAAAAGGGCAACAACGCCAACGUCGAUAAACUGAUCGGAGACAUUUACGGAAUGGACUACAACAGAAUCGGCAUGAAGAUGACGGCUGUUGCAUCGACUUUCUGCAAGGCCUUCAGUCUGGAGCAUAGACCUGAGGCUGAGGUGGAGGCUCAGAGCGUUGAAAACACGGCAGAUAUUAAAUCAUUUUCUGAUGCUGAUAUUUGUCAUUCUUUGGUUUUUGCUGUUUUCAAUAAUAUUGGCCAACUUGCCACGCUACAUAGCCGUAUCCAUGGUAAUCCGGAUAUUUACUUUACUGGACCUUAUGUCCAAAACUGUCAACUACUGAUCAAGACGCUCUGCAUCGCAGUACGUUACUACUCUCAGGGCGAAAAGAAGGCACAUGUUGUGGUGAAUCAAGGACAAGCUGGAGAUUUGAGUGUAUAA